Molecule: messenger RNA, 2783 nt
Organism: Megalopta genalis
Lineage: Eukaryota; Metazoa; Arthropoda; Insecta; Hymenoptera; Halictidae
Product: vascular endothelial growth factor receptor 3
Biological process (GO): positive regulation of kinase activity; multicellular organism development; protein phosphorylation
Cellular component (GO): signaling receptor complex; plasma membrane
Molecular function (GO): transmembrane receptor protein tyrosine kinase activity; ATP binding
Source: RefSeq, a predicted model, not a curated record
GCCACUCGUACGUGCGGCAGAAUUUCCUUUAUCAUUUUGUUGAUCGAUGCCCGAGGCAACGUCAACUCGUCAUCUUCGGUCGGGGAUAUCGUAGCCGAGGCCAUGUCCUGUAAUUCAACAAAGACCACUUAUAAUUCUUAAUACUUUAAAUAUAAAAAGUCUCGCUCGUCUAUACUAUUCACCACGCGUACAGACGUACGCACAAUUAACUGUUUGUACCUUGAAAGUAUCGGCAGCUUAUCUCGUUAUCAUGUACUCGAGCCGAUCUAGCGUGCUUUCGUAGCAAGAUUAUAAGAUAAAUCGCGGAUCGAAGCAGUGGGAGCGCGUCGUCCCGAGUAUUUCGUCGAUCGAAUGCGUAGAUCUUAAUAUGAAAAUGAAAUGUUCGCGAGAAUCGCCGCGUUGUGUUGUUAUUGUAUGCUGAUUGUUACGUUGGGUAUGCGCGGUGAACACCGUGUCGCGGACGCGAUCGAAUUUUUUGGCGCUGUUCAGAAUUUGAGCGUGAUUGUUUUACGCGACGAGAAACACUUAGCGAUCGACAAUGCGUACAGAUCCCUGCAACUAAACGUCUCUUGGCUGGCACCGAACAGUACGAGACGACCAUCGUCUUAUAGCGUUACGAUUACGGACGCUCAAACGGAGGAUAAAGGGUCGGAUACUUCAAAAUGUCCGAGGGGCUCGACAUAUCAUCCGAUAUAUAACGAUAAACAAUACGCUGUGCUGCCAGUAAACAACAUGUCUUCGAUCGAUGUGCCCGAUCUGUACAUCCGACCCAAUUGCACCUAUAAAGUACAAGUAAUCGCGAAUCCGAGGUCCAGGGAUAAACCGGCCGAAGUACUCUACACCGUUCCAGAAUGCAUCGACCGGAAGUGCAGCUGCAUGAACGCAACUUCAACGUUGCCUGUGCCAAAAUUGAACGUUACUCAACGAGAAAACGAGGUGACUCUGGAUUGGAGCACCGCCUCCGAUACUUCAAAAGUCCAUUAUUAUGUAAUUAGCGUCGGUGUGCCGCUGCUGACUUCGAAGAAAGGUAUACCGAUUUACAAUGUAAUGGAAGUUGGACGUGUAACUGCGGGGAGGAGCAGCUUCUCGUGGAACACAAGAUCCAAUGAUCAACGCACAGAGCUUAGAGACAGUUACAUGUUGAUGGUCCACGCCUUGGACGACCGCGGUUGUUCUGGAGCAAAUGGAACGUUACUGAUGAGCUCCGAAUUCGCUAAUAACGUGAAAUGGUUGAUAUUCGUUGCGGUAAUAGGAGCUUGUUGCGUACUGUUCGCUGUUUUCAGCUACUUCGUGCUGGCCCACAAUAUAUAUUGCGCAACAUAUUACAGCAAGAAAGCUCGGAUACACACCAUCUCUAAGUGCAAGACUCAGUGGGCUGAGACGGUUCUUCGGAAGAGAAACAUUUUAUACUUCCGACCGGAGUCCGAGAACGAGCAGAAAGGAGAAACGGACGCAUUGGAUGCACCCUUUAAAAGUGUUAUGCUGAUACGCGAGUUGGGCAAUGGACACUUUAGCAAGGUGUAUCUUGGCCGUCUGGACGACGCCACCGAUACUCUGGUUGCCGUGAAAAUGUCUCAGAGCGAUCACGCCUCCGUCGAGUCGGAAGCGCGUCGACAAUUCCUAGAGGAAAUUGAGAUAAUGAAGAAGGCAGGGACCCAUCCGCAUUUGGUAAGCCUCAUUGGCUACUGCGUUCGACCGGACAAACCGAUAUGCAUUCUUCUCGAGUACAUGCAAGGCGGGGAUCUGCUGUCUUAUUUGCAUUUGCAACGAAAGUGUCGUGCCAAGAAACACGCUCACGAAAAUGGGGACACGUUUGAAAAUUUAUCCGAAACAAGCAUUUCCAAGACAGUCUACGCGAACUUGAGCUCUGCGGUGUUUAAUAAAACUUAUAUGAAUACUUUCGAUGCUCGCUGGAAGAAGGAGGACUGUUCGUGUGAAACAGACAAGCUCCAAUUCUUGAAGUUUGCUAGAGAAAUUGCCAUGGGUAUGGAAUAUUUGGAAAGCAAACAAAUUGUCCACAGAGAUUUAGCAGCGAGAAAUAUUCUCGUUGGAGCAGAUAACACUUUGAAGAUUUCAGACUUUGGCCUCUCGCGCAGCGGUAUAUACGUCAUCAGAAGUUGCAAAGGCAAAACACACCACCUUCCUAUUAGGUGGAUGUCACCGGAGGCUCUGCGUGACCGCUCAUUCUCGUCGAAAAGCGACGUCUGGUCUUUUGGAGUAGUAUUAUGGGAAAUCUGCACAUACGGUGCUUUCCCCUAUUCAAACGUGCAGGACGACCGUUUAUCGAGCUAUAUAGUUAAAGAGAAUGGACGUUUGGAGCAACCCGACGAUAUCUCUCAUGACAUUUACAACGUAAUGCGUUCGUGUUGGAUUACGGAGCCCGAGAACAGGCCGAAUUUUAUGCAGCUGCUUUUGGAGCUACAUAACCUAACAAAUUCGUGCAUUACCUCACAACGAUCGACAUCUAACUGUUACGCGCUGUCAAUUUAAGUGGAUAUACUUGAAGUCCGAGCAAGUUUAACAUGUAUACCGUCGAGUUUCAGAUUAAAUUCAAUUUGGAGAAAAUCAAACGUUCACUUACAAAUUGCUGUCAAUGUCGGUGAGCAACGAUCGGGACGCUUCCAAUUGGAGAGAAUCGAAUCAAUCGAUGGGCAAACUUAAUUUUGAUUUGCCACGGCAAUGUCGUUUUUUAUGUAUGCGUAUGAUGAUAACGGAACAGCUGAACCUAUCCCACUCUUACUGUAAGGGCAUUACGUCAAAUAUAAAUACAAAACCUGACCUGA